This is a messenger RNA of Hippocampus zosterae (dwarf seahorse), 3237 nucleotides long. RefSeq lists its product as uncharacterized. The transcript has 8 exons. The record is from RefSeq and is a predicted model, not a curated record. NCBI's taxonomy places the organism in Eukaryota, Metazoa, Chordata, Actinopteri, Syngnathiformes, Syngnathidae. The coding region runs from base 871 to 2505 and encodes 544 amino acids.
GCGGUCUACCCAAUAGGCAAAAGAUCCAAAGCAUCUUUGCGCUUCGGGUAUUCGGUCGAACACCGACAAAGGUUCUUGGCAGCCCAAGUGGGUAUUUUAUUGAUCAAUUGGGUAGAAAAAGUCUGCAUUUGGCACCGGGAUAUUUGUCCCCUUUGGGUGACAUUGUUCGGAGCCGUUCGCCAUGUCAUUCGGGGGUGCCUCAGGGAUGCCUUGUCGUUCCUAGCUCGUUCAGUCGCUGCGCAAACGCGGUAUCGGGACGGCUCCCCGAGUUCCUCGCUCCAAGUGUGGCGAUCUCCGCCGAUCGUUUCAUUCUGAGGAUUCGCGAUGACUUGCCGCCGACAAUCGCGGGCCCGUUGUGGGCCGGGUUUCGCAUUCCUGUUUCAUUCGGACCUUGUGCUGCGUGGACCCGGUGUCGGGCCACGUUUUGGGUUCUUUGUCUGAGGUCAGCAAUGUUCACUUCAGAUGUGGCCUUUUUUAUUUAAACCGUGAUCCUGAGGAAAAACCCCUCGGGUACCAAAAGGACUGACUUGGAUUCAAACAAGUCGCUUCUUGAGGCGACCCGAUUGGCAAAAUCACACAUCACAGAUCGACUGAUAUCAGGAGUUGCCGCGCACGCUCCCCGACCUGACCCGAGAGUCAAUCUCGUCGCCAUCGUUGACUGACUUCCUGCCGUUUCAAACAUCCGUUCGCCGAUUGCAAUCAAGAGCUGAGCCGCCAGGGAGCCAUGUGACCAUUUGAUUCUGCUCGCUCAGCAAAUGCGAUUCACAUUGCAUCAGCCUUCUUGUGGUCCAAUGAACGGAGGCAACAGGACUCUCCCGGGGGCCGUCGUCAUCGUCAUAUUUGCCAGUUGCAUCCGAUCGAACUUGACGGAUGACCGCGACCUGCGGGGCCGGCAAUCUGCACGGGCAUCUCUGUUCCGUUUCCUCCCACGGGAGUCCAUUAACCACGCCAGUGGUCUUGUGUGUUCCAGUGGUCCGGGGUCUGGAGGGCAGGUCCUGGGGAGGGACUUACGCUUGGAAGAAGGUUUGCGCCCUGACAGGAGCAACGGUGGACCUCCGCUGCUUCUUCACGUACCCGCCCAAGAUAAACGGCCAAGACGUGAGCGUUGAGAAGACCUUGUGGUUUACCAAAGAACGCGACCGUCAGCCUGAAGAUCUGAGGUCGGACCCGCAGUACGCCGGUCGUCUGCACGGUGACUGUCACGGCAACUGGUGCACUUUGUCAAUCGCCGAGCUGAGGGCGAGCGACUCGGCCGUGUACAAGUUCCGAUUCGUCACAAACCGACUGAGUGGAGGAAGCUACACGGUCACGCCGGGAGUCAAUCUCACGGUCACCGAUCUCAGCGUCCAGUGGCAUACACCCGACGAACAAUCUCUGAGUUGCGUCAGCAAGUGCAGUCUGGGCUCUCCGACUUCAUACAUCUGGUACGAGAAUGGAGAGGAAGUCCCCAAUGAAAACUUCAAAGUAUACACUCCGACAUCCGGCUCGAAAAACAGCUACUCCUGUGCAAUCAAAGGGCACCGGCAGCUUGUAUCACCUCCGAUGUGUGUGUCCCGCUCUUGCAACAAGGUGCAUUACCACAAAGGGAGCAUCUGCGCCCUCAAAGGCUCGUCGGUGGACCUCAACUGCACUUAUAGCAGCUACGAUGAGCUCGAGUCCAAAUUCUGGUACAGACCGGAUCACAAACACUUGUGGGCGGAUCCCUCCGUCCCUCAGGACCUCCGGUUGGAAGAGCAGUACCACGCUCGCGUCGAGUUCCCUCCAGAAUUUGAGGGACAUUGCACCCUGAGAAUCCAGAACGUGACCGAGAGCGAUUCCGCCGAGUAUCGCUUCAAAUUCACCGCGCGAGAUUUUGAAUGGAUGAAUAGUCUACCCGGAACCAACUUGACAGUCACAGCUGCCACGGUGCGGGUGAACGCCGUCAAAGUGGAGGAUUCUCACACGGUCGCUCGCUUGUUGUGCCACACGGGCUGCAGACCGUCAGCCGAUUUGUCUUUCUGCUGGCGGCGGAAUGGGGACCCGCUGGCUCGCUGCUCCCCUCUCCACGCCGCCAAACCUCUGGAACUCAUUUUAAAUCCCGGAGACUACGUCACCUGCGACGUAGAAGGGCAUCCGCUCAGUAUCUCUCCUCGCCUGUAUGCUCUGAGAGCCCCCUCGGUGUCGCUGAGCGACUCUGGCGACAUCUUGGAGGGUGCUCCGCUGAAUCUGAGCUGCAUCAGUGACAGCAGUUUCGCUGAACACCGUUGGUACAAACAGAUUAGACCCUCCCGCCGACAAAUCAUGACAAGUGGACCAGUGCUGGUCUUCAGAUCCAUCAAGUCUUCGGACUCCGCCGAGUAUUUUUGCACUGUGGACAACGAGCUGGGGAAGAAGAUGUCAGAACCUGUUGUGAUUGACGUCAAAUGUGAGUUCAGUGGUACCUUGACUUAUGUAAGUGUUGUUUUUUCUCGGUGGGGGUCUGUCCAAGACUAUACGGGCAUGUCGACUCUUCACCGGUCUUUCUAGACGUCCAGUCAACAUCAGCGACAUUAAGAACCAACGUCAUCAGGUUGAGUGUGACGCUCGUGCUCCUAAUCCUGGUGAUCCUACUGGCUCUCUGCAUGAGGAAAAAGACCUCCCUCUCCUCCAGAGUGCAACCCAAUGAGCUCCGACAGCCUGAAGAGCGCCCCCAUGGGGACUAUGAGAACAUCUAUGCUUCGGUGCAGACACACUAAAAUCAACAAGAGGACACUCUGUGAACAACAUUGCAGAAGAAAAACUUGCCAACAACGGGUGGACUCGUUUGAAUGCAUUUGAACAGGAAUGCGUUUCCAGAGCACUUUGAGCUCUUUUGUUGUAUGAAACGUGCUCUUUAAAAAAUAAAUUCAUUGGUUGAUUGAAUUCAAACCGUCCCAUAGGAGCAAUGACAAAAUUGAAGUACAAAAAAAUAUAUAAUCAAUUUGGAAGUCCAAUGCCAAGACGGAGUUGUGGUCAUCCAAGUACCUUUUUUUUCCCCAUCAAUAUAUGUAAACAAUUAUUUUCACGCUUGUGCUUUUUUUUUGUUAUUUUAACUCGAUAAGUUUUAUUUUAAUCUUUUCAUUCAUCUUGCUGUUAUUUGGGGAUCUCGUGUUCAUUGUGAUUUGUUAGAGCAAUCUGGUUUUUAAUCCUCAUUUUUCUUUUUUUUGGAUUUUGGAUUUACCAUCCACCGUAACCUGUACCAAUGAUGCUUGUACAAAUAAACUUGCCGUGCCUACCAAA